GUCGAUUUGAGAAAAGCGUUAGCAAUCCAUUCUCGGAAAGCGUGCGUUUUAACGACGCCUCGAUAAGAACGCACUGAUGGAACAAUUUCGUAACCAACGCUUUGGGAUUAGGUAUAAAACGUAUUCGUACGUAGUGAAGCAUCGCAAUUCUGUUAAACGCCCAACAUGAACCGACUUCUUCUCUUCGCAUUGUUAAUACAUACUAUUUUGGCCGAGUCAUGUAUCAUUCAGGACAAGAAGGGAAAACCGGACAUUCGGGUAAUCGAAUUAGACGACUCCAGCAAAGAAUCCAACGAAGAGGAAAUUUUGGCUCUGCAUCUCCCGGACAGACGAAAAAGGGAAAUCGAUAAUCAAGAGAGAAGCAAUUUCUGUAGAAACAACGACGAUUGCGGUCCAGGAUCAAUCUGUUUGGCACAUCUGACUUGUGUAAAGGGAACAUGGCGGACUAUAAAUUCUCUACAGGCGAACACUGCCAAUUAAAAAUCGCACGAUGCAAUAAAGAAAUGACGAUAACGUAAUGCAUUUCCGUGCAUGACGACAGUAUGCCAAUAAAAUUUUUUGCGAAGUAACUUCGCCCUCGCGCAAACAAUAAACGCGUUUGCAUCAAUCGAACGAUCGAUUUCCCAUCAUCGCCAAUAUCCAGCGGAUAUCUGUUUGCUUAUCUGUAUUUCGCGCGUCGCUGAAAUUUCCCACUAUACAUCCAUCCAUUGUCAACGCAUGAAUAUAACAUAAACCCGAAAAUAUCGAGCAUUUAAUGGCGACCGUGGUCGCGAACGUAUGUAGUAAAGCGGUUAAGUUACAUUUUACACGCGGAUUCGGAACGCCAACGAGAGAGGUACGACCGGCGUAAAAGCCCUCCGCCCCUUCGCCGCCUUCAAAAAAACAAACAGUAUCGCCGGGGAAACAUAUGGCGCCGUACGAUAGGGAUUCAUUAACGGCAGAGAAACGGAGUACGAGUGAGAAGCCGUAAGAAAGGAGGGUGAGCUCUCUCGUCGUCGUAAAUUUAGUGGGAACAACUGCUUUCGCCUGCAAGCUCUGCCUGCAGCCUCGCCGCAACCACAAUUCCGAUCGAAACAGUGGACGCCGUCGAAAAAUCUUACUGCGCAUUAGAGAUUUACACUCGAAAUCAAUUAGCUCCUAAUUGACACGGGCGAAACGGUGCGGCCUGUUCGAGUAUUGUUUGAUUGGAAAACCAUCGGACAUUGGCGACACAUGGAUCGCAAAAGUUAGUCUCGAUAUCGCUUGGGAGAUUGUCGUCAGUACGUGAGACUUUAGUGAGUGUGUAAGGAAAAACUUUAGUAUAAGUAAUAAUAAAUAUCCCAGGUGACGGUUAUAUUAAUAAAAUAUCAUAAAUUGUAGGUUACUAGAUAACAAUGUCAAAUAAAUGUUACAUGCGUCAAAAGUUA
Pogonomyrmex barbatus (red harvester ant) is the source of this 1406-nucleotide messenger RNA. RefSeq lists its product as uncharacterized. NCBI's taxonomy places the organism in Eukaryota, Metazoa, Arthropoda, Insecta, Hymenoptera, Formicidae. The record is from RefSeq and is a predicted model, not a curated record.